Messenger RNA from Vollenhovia emeryi, 341 nucleotides. RefSeq names its product venom allergen 5 2-like. NCBI's taxonomy places the organism in Eukaryota, Metazoa, Arthropoda, Insecta, Hymenoptera, Formicidae. The record is from RefSeq and is a predicted model, not a curated record. The transcript is spliced from 3 exons. Bases 1 to 330 code for a protein of 109 amino acids.
AUGACAUUUCGCGCUGCACCGAUCACGGGCGACGUCAAUGUCAACGCCGUGGAGGGUCACGCACGUUCCGACUGCGAGGGCGCGGACUGCAUCGAUGUGGAGAACGAUACUCUCGACGAGGAGGAUAUCGAGACCGUGCUCGACAGUCACAAUCUUUAUCGCGUCCUGGUCGCGAACGGCAGGGAAUACCGUGGAAAUCCCGGACCGCAGCCCGCCGCGAGGACCAUGAUGGAAUUGAUCUGGGACGACGAACUCGCCGUUAUAGCACGUCGAUGGGCGUUGCAGUGCAAGCUCUUCGAGAAGGAUCAGUGCCGAGACGUUGGCAAGUAACUUCGACGGAU